UUUUUUUCAUAUUAGAGGAAUUAAUAAACACAACAUUUAACAUUUGCAUACUCUAAGCGGUAGAAUAAAAAUAAUAUCUUGUCUUAACAGAGGUGUACGUAUAACAAAAUGAAGUAUAGAAAAAAAUGAUUACAAAAGUCAUCGUCAUCGCGUUACGUUAAUCAAACCGAUUUCUAUUCAAAAUAAGAAGUCUGUUCGAAGAAUUUUUUUCUCCGUUGAAUACCUCAAACUGUUGGCUACAAAACGUCCAUAGAACGUUUCUUUGAAUAUAGCAUACAUUUGCAGAGAAAUAAAGAACAAUUAGGUGGCCCUCAACUUUUUGUCCUUUUUUCAUCAUCGCAUUACGCCAUGUAUUUUUCCUAUAAUUUUCAAACGACUCGCUCAAACGAGCUCAUAUUUUCAGGAAUUUUGCAGAGGACAGAGAUACAUCUUACAACGAAAGAACAAACCUUCUGGGCAAUCUGAUUGCUGAGAAAAGUUAAUAAAAUUGUAGCCAAAACGCCAUCGUGUUACGCUCGCACAAGCUGAUAUAUAUUUCAUCUAAUGAUUGUUUGUGAGAUACGAAGACAAUAUUUAAAGAAGAAAUUGAUCUUAUUUUUUAAAAUACUUUAGAGAACAACAAAAUAUUGUUUCAUUAAUUAUCACUGAUAUUGAUCAAAUCAAACAACCAAUAAAAUACAUAGCUGGUUUAGAUAUAAGUUUUGUUAAAACCAAUGAUAAGGCAGUCGCAUCGAUGGUUAUUUUUGAAUAUGAAACAUUAAAUAUCGUAGCUAAAAUAAGUGUUAAUUGUAAUAUGAAAAUUCCAUAUAUAGCUAGUUAUUUAGCAUUUCGUGAAGCUCCAGUUUUUAUGAAAUUAAUUGAUAUUCAAAAAGAACAUUGUCCUCAUUUAACACCACAAGUUAUUUUAAUAGAUGGAAAUGGUGUUUGGCAUCCACGUCGUGCUGGUAUUGCUUCACAUUUUGGUGUUUUAAGUGGAAUUCCAUGUUUCGGUGUAUCGAAAAAUGUUCUUUAUGCCGAUGGUAUUACACGAGAGAAAAUUGAAGAUUUAUUAACUGAAAAAGCACCCGAAGAAAAUCAAUAUAUUGAAGUUAUAGGUGAUAGUGGAAAUGUUCUUGGCUUAGCUUAUAAUGUAACUGGCUCUGUAAAAAAUGCUGUUUAUAUCAGUGUUGGACAUAAAAUAACAUUAACAACAGCUUGUGAUUUAUUCAAAUCAGUAACUAAAUAUCGUAAUUGUGAACCAAUACGACAAGCUGAUUUACUUAGCCGAGAAAUGGUUGGAAAAUUUUCAUAA
Rotaria sordida is the source of this 1291-nucleotide messenger RNA. Lineage: Eukaryota; Metazoa; Rotifera; Eurotatoria; Philodinida; Philodinidae. The record is from the annotation of a GenBank genome assembly.